Molecule: messenger RNA, 3162 nt
Organism: Saccostrea cuccullata (small rock oyster)
Lineage: Eukaryota; Metazoa; Mollusca; Bivalvia; Ostreida; Ostreidae
Product: receptor-type tyrosine-protein phosphatase kappa-like
Exons: 14
Coding region: 36-2168 (710 amino acids)
Biological process (GO): protein dephosphorylation
Molecular function (GO): protein tyrosine phosphatase activity
Source: RefSeq, a predicted model, not a curated record
AUUACAAAUGCAAUUACACUGUCAAAUUUGAAAAGAUGUGGAUUGUGAUAUUCAUCUUAUGCCUUUAUUCUCUAGAUUUGAUGAGUUCGAAGUAUACCUCUGUGUUUCAAUCUUCUAUGCGAGAAAACAACACAAAUGAUUAUACUUCUUAUGAGUCUGCGUUUGGCAACUUUAAUGCGUAUUAUGAGAAAAGAAACGGAGUUGAAAAUUCCCUGAAAAUACUUUUUUUGAACAAGAUCGAUAUAUCCUGUUUUACGAUGACUUCUAGAGGGGGGUCUUUCAGGAUAACUGUUGUUUCAAAACACUAUGAUUCGGAAUAUCUGUGUGAUAGUUUUAAGUUAGUAGGCGAUGAACAUAUUCACAAUGUAACGAGAUGUUGCCAUCGACAACAAGAGGGUGAUUUUUUGGUUAUAACCCGCACAGACAAUGGAGUAUUACGGCUGUAUGAAGUUGGCCUAUUGGAUUGUCCUUACGGAUAUUUUGGGUUUUCCUGUCUGAAAUGCAGAGGAUGUUCUUCUUGUGAUGCUGCAAAUGGAACAUGUUUAGUAUGUCCUUCGUUUAGAUACGGUGAAACCUGUAAAUUAGAGUGUCCAGAAAACUGUUCAAAUUGUGACAUUAGAAAUGGAAACUGUCAAAUCUGCGAAAGAUGUGCAGGAGAAUGCGAUAAAAGAAUGGGGUAUUGCACAAAAUGUAAACCUGGAUUUUUUCAACCUCCACACUGCUAUAGAUGCAAAGACUCAAUAAGAAAUUGUUUCCAAUGUAACAGUACUCGGAUAUGUAACGAGUGUGAAGCUGGAUAUGUUGGUGAACAAUGCGAAGAAGAAAGUAUUACCGAAGAAAAUAAAUACACAUUCACCGAAAAUAGUAUGAGUUAUGAUGGAAUGCCAAAGGUUUUAUUGAAAGUUUCAGAUUUAUCGUGGCCACAAAAUGAAAUGAUGUUAGAAAAUGGGAGAAACGAAAGUGACAAUAUAUUAGAAACUAACGACCAUUUAUUGCCAGUGUUGUUUGGAAUGAUAAUAUUCGUGCUGCUGCUUAUUCUUCUUCUAAUAAAAAGGCUGAAAGUAUUAAGAAAAACAGAGACCGCUAACAUAUUAGAAGAAAAAACGAAACAUAGACUUCGGGAAGAACAGCCACUAAAUCUUGCUGUACCACAGAACAUUCUAGGAAACGAAGCCAACACAAUAUUUCUGGAAGAAAUAACUCAGGCAGACGACAUUGUUCUUGAUGAAAUUCAAAGACUGGAUGUGGAAUAUACUAAUACCAUAGCUCAUAUGAUCCCAAUGGACAAGUUUAUCGAGUACCACAGCAUCAGACGAGAAAACAACAUCUUUGAAGAAGAAGAAUUUGCGAAAAUUCCGACUGGACUAAUGGAACUUUAUACAGAAGCUGUAAAGAAAGAGAACAUCUGUAAAAACCGCUAUAGAUAUGUAUAUCCUUAUGACUUUUGUAGGAUUGUACUUAGCACUUCCGAAGAACAAGGAAGAAAUGACUACAUUAAUGCCUGUUACGUCGAGGGUAUCAAUGGAGAUCCUACCUAUAUUGCAGCACAAGGACCAUUUACUCCCGCAACAUUGGUGGAUUUCUGGAGGAUGACGUGGCAGGAAAACAGCUCCAGAAUUGUGAUGCUGACAAAUUUGUUUGAAGGCGAUCAUAUGAAAUGCCUAAAAUAUUGGCCUGAGGAAGAAGAUACGUUUGGUGAUCUUGUUAUUCGAUUGGAAUCACAGGACAUUUAUGAAAAAUAUACGAUUAGACAUCUGGUUGUGCAGCAGGCCAAGAGUGAGGAUAAGAAUCCAAACGAUGUUGCUAAGAAAGUGACCCAGUUUCACUUCACCGGCUGGCCCGAUUGUGGAGUUCCGUCCGAUGUUGAAAGUCUUCUUUGUUUCCGGGACCUUGUGAAAAAUGGCCGACCGGAAGCUGAUGGUCCAAUAAUUGUCCAUUGUAGCGCGGGUAUAGGUAGGACUGGUACAUUUAUUGCUCUGGAUUAUUUGUUGGAAGAAGGAUCUACAAUGGAAAGUGUGGACAUCAUCAACUGUGUCUCCAAACUCAGACAGCAAAGGGCACAUUCAAUACAAACUAAGGCGCAGUACAUCUUUCUCUACGACGCACUUGCACAGGGAUUGAAAAAUAUUAGAAGGAAGUCAUUAUAUCAGCUUGUUGAUGAGAUCUGAAUUCAUGUUAGUUUUUAGGACUCGUUCUAUUUAUUUGUUUGUACUUCAAUCGCAAAUAUGUAUCGUGAUUAUUAAGCAUUUUUAAAUACAUUUAUAGAUAUAUGUACCUUUAUUUCCUUUUAUAUUUAUUGUGAACUGGUAUUUUCAGAAUUAAGUUAAAAUAUAUAACUCUUAAAAAGUUAUUAUACUAGUAGAAUAUAACAUUUGACUAGAAUAAAGAGGAAAGAAACUCAAGGCUGAGCAUUUGAAUCAGAAAUAAAUAUGCUGCUUGAUACAGUAGUAACAUUUUAUAUAAAAGAUGUUGACACUGUUCUAAUUCGGACGAUGUUAAUUUCAUUCGAGACGAGAUAACAAAUUAACUUUUUUUUUUUCAACAACCUAAUUUAUAAUUACCUCAAUACAUAAUGAAGAUUUAUUUUUAGCAGAAACGUUUUUUAAUAUUACAUCAACGUCAUUAUUCCAAGCUUAAAGAUAAGGAAACCGAGUGUGAUAUGUAAACUUAUUUAUCAUAUCAAUAGAAGCAGUUGAUAGGUGAUAUAUUGACGUUGUAGUACAUGUAUGUAAUAGAUCUGUUAAAGUAUGGUCAUUUACACAAGGUUUAUUUACGUUUAAAUAAGUUUAAGUUGCAGAUGUUUUACUUCCAAGAAUAGUAUUUCGUCUAUAUAUUUUAUCUUUAGGGCAAGAUAUACCAUGGCAUUGAAUAAUCCAUCGACAGUACUAAUACAUGUUUUCAGUAACAAGCAAAGUCUUCUAAGGAUCUUAUUUUUAAAAAAAACCCAUAAAAUUACAAUCUUCAUUUAUUUGAAAACCAUCAGUAAGUUGUACUUGGCACAAUCGGAAAGGACCCAGAGAUCUGUCAUUGUUUUUAGUUAUUAUUAACUUCACAUUUCAAAAAGUUGUAAACAAUAUUCUUUUUUGAUAGAAUGAACAUUUCAUUUCUCGAUACUCUUCACGAACGCUUAUUUAAUCGUGCGUGGAACUUUCCGGCGUCAAA